UUAAACCAUCGAUAAGCGCCAAAAAGGAUAAAGACACGCUGCUGCAGCUCAGCUCUCUUUCUGUUUCAUAGCUAUUGGGGGAGAGAGAGAAGCUGAGAUCUGAAAGCAAUGGGCGUGGAUCCGAGGCAGGUGCUGGCGGGGGUGCUGACGGUGACUAUGUUUGUAAUGCUCGGCGACAUGAUCAAGCGCGACCAUUUCGACGCGGUUCAGCCGGCUGUUCAUGAUACGAGCAAGGCCGUGGAGCAUACGAUUGCUAGUGUUGCAAAAGGAGUGGAUGGGCCUUGGAAGGAGGAUGGUGUGACGUUGAAGCCGUGUUGGAAGAAGGAGGUUUUUGAGGAGGCCGAUGAAUCACUAGGGUAUGUCACCUUCUCGCUCACUAACGGCCCAGAAUACCAUGUUUCUCAGAUUGCUGAUGCUGUAGUUGUUGCAAGACAACUACGAGCGACACUUGUGAUCCCGGAUAUUAGAGGAAGUGAACCAGGUGAUAGAAGGAACUUCGAUGAUGUCUAUGAUGUUGAUAAAUUCGUUACAAGCCUUGAUGGAGUGGUCAAAGUUGUCAAAUCUCAGCCUAAGAUAUCAGCUCGUAAUCUUGCAGUAGUGAAGGUCCCUAAUCGCGUUACUGAAGAAUACAUCGCUGACAAUAUCGAAACAGUUUUCAAAACCAAGGGAAACAUAAGGCUCGUAACCUACUUCCCAUCAGUUAACAUGAAAAAAGAUAAAGAGAGGACCGACACAAACUCUGUUGCGUGUUUAGCCAUGUUUGGGACGCUGGAGCCUCAGACAGAAGUUCGUGAAGUUGUUGACUCCAUGAUCGACCGCCUCAAGACCCUCAGUAAGAAGUCAAACGGACAGUUCGUGGCGAUUGACUUGAGGGUCGAUAUACUUGAGAAAAAGGGUUGUCACAAGAAUGGUGGCUCUGGAUCCAAAAGUUGCUACAGUCCACAAGAUAUAGCUUUCUUUUUGAGGAAGCUGGGCUUUGAGAAGGAUACCACGGUGUACGUGACCCAAACGAAAUGGCAUAGCAGCCUCGAUGCUCUGAAGGACUUCUUCCCAAAAACUUAUACAAAGGAGUCCAUAAUGCCCAUGGAGAACAAAGAAAAGUUCCUGAACUCGGACACUACUGAAUUCGAGAAGGUGAUAGAUUACUACAUUUGCUCGGAGAGUGAUGUUUUUGUUCCGGCGAUAUCCGGGCUCUUUUAUGCCAAUGUUGCCGGAAAGAGAAUAGCUUCCGGCAAGACGCAGAUACUUGUGCCUGCGGAUAUUUCUACCCCAACUGCAGCUCCGGAAGAAUUCGUAUCAUCGUACGUGACAAAAAAGAACCACUUUGCAUACUCAUGUUUUUGCUAGGAUCAAGCUAUGGGCAAUUUUCCAAGAUACCAAGUUGGGGAAAAGGUUUGUUUUGCAAAAUGUAUUUCACUUGAAACUUCUCUCGUUUUGCGGUUUUUGGUAGGUUGCAGAGGCGUUUUGUUGUGAUGUAGUAAUAGUUAAAAGAGACACUUGAUUUAUUCAUACAUUGCAUAAUUAAAUGUAACUAAUGUCACAUCCAUGUUUGAUAUAUUCAUUUAAAUAAGUGUGAUUGAUACUUAA
Salvia hispanica is the source of this 1587-nucleotide messenger RNA. Its product is annotated as protein MANNAN SYNTHESIS-RELATED 2-like. Lineage: Eukaryota; Viridiplantae; Streptophyta; Magnoliopsida; Lamiales; Lamiaceae. The record is from RefSeq and is a predicted model, not a curated record.